UGAAGAUGGAUUUGGAAAACAAACUAUUCGGACAACAUGUUGCCAAGCAAGUUGUCUUGAAGGCAGUCAAAGGUUUCUUGAUGAAUCCAAACCCCAAAAAGCCCCUAACUCUGUCACUGCAUGGCUGGACUGGGACAGGCAAAAAUCUAAUUAGUAAAAUAAUUGCAGAAAACAUUUAUAGAAAUGGACUGGAGAGUAACUAUGUUCAUCAGUUUGUCUCCACUUUGCACUUUCCUCAUCCUGAAUAUCUCAGCCAAUAUAAGGAACUGCUACAGAAAUGGAUUCGUGGUAAUGUUACCUUGUGUGGCAGGUCCAUGUUCAUUUUUGAUGAAAUGGACAAAAUGCACGCAAGCCUUAUUGAUGCCAUUAAGCCUUACUUGGACUACUACGAUAACAUAGAUGGAGUGGUGUACCGGAAUGCCAUUUUCAUCUUCCUGAGUAACGCAGGAGGAGAAAGGAUAACCGAGAUUACUCUGGACUAUUGGCAAAAAGGAAACAAAAGGGAAGACAUUCUUUUGAAGGACCUCGAGAGUAAAGUAUCCCUUGGAGUCUUCAAUAACAAGAAAAGUGGGUUUUGGCAUACCAGCCUCAUUGACAAAAACCUGAUUGACUACUUUGUCCCGUUCCUUCCCCUGGAAUACAAACAUGUGAGGUUGUGCGUCAGGGAAGAACUGAAAGCCCGAGGUUACGAGGUGGACGAGCAUAUCAUGACGGAAAUAGCCAAUGAAAUGACAUACUUUCCAGAGAAAGAGAAGAUCUAUUCAGACAAAGGCUGCAAAACAGUGGCCACCAAGUUGGACUUUUACUUGUAGUGUGUGAGUGUGUGUGUUUGUGUGUGUGUUAUUUUUUAAACUGGAAAAUACUUUGCUUUUCUACACUAGACACUUUUAUAUAUGUGAAAAGAAUUAAAAUUGAAGCAGCCCAUUGAUUGGCUGCGGAAACUUAUGUUGUCUGUGACUUGGGCACAUGGGCAACACCUGUACCUACGUGUGGCCCCUUCCACCCAAGCUUAGUUUAUCACGGGUUCUUCCUGGGGUGGUAUCAAGCUGCUGUUUAUGAAUCGGGAGUCCCACACUUUGUUUACAUAGUAUGAAAUAGUUGGCUGAAAAUUACAAUGAGACAUUGCUGAUCAGACCAUUGCAAAACCAAAUCAGAUAAAUGUUUGUUGUCAAUAUUUUGAGUAGAUAUCCUUAAUCUGUAAUUUGCUGUUAAAAUUUGUUGAUGUGUUGUAACCUUACGUCCCACCAGCACCCAAGGGGAGAGAGUGAGAAGUCGUAGUUUUUUUUGUCUCAUUUCAUUGGGUUAAUCUAUUUUCCAUAUAUUGGAUAUUCAGUUUCUUGUUCUUUGCAGGGGAUCAGGUCCAGGAAAAAGCCUCUUCAAAACGGACCUUUUCAUGCUGAAUGACAUUUUUCAGUUUCCCCUUGAGCUUGUCACAGUGUUCAAGGGAGCUUUUGCCUCUAUGUUUUUACCACUUGCAGCGCACAGAAUUCUGAUGGAUUUUAAGUUUAAUCAAAGCCAAUUAAAAUAGUGGCAUUCCUCACAGAGUGAAUCUUGUGUCUGUGAGCAGUUACUUUUUGCUGUACUAAGGAAUUCCUGCAAAUACCUUGGGGUAGCCUUGAUGCCUCAUUCAAAUGUUUGGUUAUGUGAAUAACCCAGUAUAAAGUAAAAUAUAUAUUAAAUAUUGGAACCUUUUUAAAACUGUGACAUUUUUAACCAAAAUUUCCACUGAUAAAAUAUUUUUUCUCUAACUUGAAUUUGGAAACGUCAUUUUUCUAGAUUGGUUUUUUUGCAAAUUGAAUUUGUAAAAUGACUUGGGAGAGGGUUAACCUCAACUAACAUUCAGUGAGACAAAUUGGAGGCCGUCUUAUCAGCCCAAAGGAGCAAAUUGUGAGGUCCCAUUAUAUUUAUGUGUUUGAUGCAGUUGACAGUACAGCUGCCUCCUCUGAAUGUGAAGGCUGUGAGUUCAAGUCCCACUCCAGUAAGAAGGGAUUUAAACUUGGGACUUUAGGUUUAUAGUAAUUUUUGUCAAAAUUAUUUUAUAUAGAUGUUAAAUUGAGUAAUAAGUUCCAGUUUUAGAUUUGGAUUGAUGCUAGAUUGUGGGAAUCAAAUUGUGUCAAGGUGAAAGAAACAAUACUGUAAUAUGGUGAGAUGUACAGAGUACAAUAGUAAUCAGGAAUUCAAAAUUUUCAUUUAAAAAAUUGCAAAAUUAGUCAGAGAAAAAUAUAACCAAAUUACUUUAUUUUACAAACUUUGUUUUUAAAUAUAGUAAGCCUAAAUUUUAUCUUAACUGAUCUGCUAAUGUGCAGAGAAAAUUUGAUUGUAAGUGACAAAUGCAAUGCACUACCAUCCUUUUUUCUGGUCUCCCUGCUGUCCAAUCUGCAGGUUUCACAACCGCUCCUAAGCAUUUCUCGGGUGGUACCUUCAACCUCUCAUUGAAGGGAAGAUUAACUUUGCAGUUAUCUGUACCUGUUUUGUCACUUUAGCUGGGUGUUGGUGGUGAUAAGAGAUGCUGACUGCCGCUGACUUAUCAACUGGUGAUUGGCGUUCUGUUAGCUCAGUUGGUUUUGACUAGAGUGUGAUUUAGAAUGAUGCCAUUGGCGCAGGUUCAAUCCCCAUUAUGGUUACCGAUUGUAAGUAAACCUAUUCGUGGAAGUUUCAUCACAUAACUUGUUUCUCCCACCCUCCAACUCCAAACAGCAAUCAGCCAACGCAUCCAUGCUUGUGACAUUCUGAAAAGAAAAAAGACUCCUCACCCAAUCAGAUGAAGUUUGACUGUCACCCUGUCAGCUCCAAUAUAUUUAUAUACAGUGAUGAGAAAUAUUGAAAAAUGACCAAAAGUGAUACAUUUUUUUAAAGCACCCCUUCAUUUUUCUCUAGACUUGCACACAGCAGAGCCCUGGAAAUUGAUCUUCAAUUUCUGGAGAUUCCAGGCGCCAAUCCUGCAGGGUUGGCAGCAUUAAUCCCCACAUUAGGCUGUGGAAGUUCACGGAGGCCUGCCUCCUUGCCUUGUCCCAUGCUAACUGUGGUACCCCUCAAAAUACAUGUAGUCCUUCGUGGAACACCAAAUGCCUUACCUUAUCCAAGCUUCCAACCUUUGAGUAAGAGGGUGUUAGAGGCAAGGUACUAGCAUGGAUAGAAGAUUAGCUAUCUGGCAGAAAGCACAGCAGGGGGUUAAAAGGUCCUCUUCAGGAUGGUAGCCAGUGACUAACAAAUGGUGUCCCGCAUGCGUCAAUGUUGGGACCACAACUUUUCACUUCGUACAUUAAUAAUCUGGAUGAAGGAAUGGAGGGCAUUCUCGCUAAGUUUGCAAAUGAUACAAAGUUAUGUAGAGGCACAGACAGUAUUGGGGUGGCUGUGGAAUGAUGUAGUUUAGGAGAGUGGCAAAGAAGUGGUGGAGGGUGUACAACGUGAGAAAGUGGGAAAAGAUUCAGAAAUCUGAAGUGCAGAUGGACUUGGGAAUUCUUGUCCAGGAUUCUCUUAAGGUAAAUUUGCAGGUUGAAUCAGUAUUUAGGAAAGCAGAUAUAAUGUUGGCAUUUAUUUCAAGAGGACUACAAAAUGAAAGCAGGGAUAUACUUCUGAGCCUUUUCAAGCUCUGGUCAGACCAGAUUUAGAGUAUUGAGAGUAAUUCUGAGCCCCAGGAAGAAUGUACUGGCCCUGGAAUGGGUUCAGAGGAGGUUCACGAGAAUGAUAACAGGAAUGAAAUGCUUAACAUAUGAAGAAUGGUGGAGAACUCUGGCUCUAUACUUGGAGUUUAGGAGGACGAGGGGGAAUCUAAAUGAAGCUUACAGAAUAUUGAACAGCUUGGAUGUUAGGAAGUGAGAGCACAGCCUUGGAGUAAAGGAGAAGACCCUUUACAACAGAGAUUACGAGAAACUUCUUCAGCCAAAGAGUAGUGAAUCUAUGGAAUUUAUUGCCACAGAAGGCUGUGGAGGUCAGGUCAUUGUAUAUAUUUAAGACAGAGAUGGAUAGGUUCUUGAUUGUCUAGGGAAUCGAGUUAUGAGGAGAAAGCAGGAGAAUGGGGUUGAGGAACUUGUCAGCCAUGAUUGAAUGCCGGAGCAGAUUUGAUGGGCCAAAUGGCCUAAUUUCUGCUCCAAUGUCUUAUGGUCCCUUCAAUAUUUUUUCUUAAAGGGAAAUGGCAUUUUUAAAUUGUGCUCUGCCCAUUUUUGCUGAAGAAUUUCCGUGGUAUUCAGUGUCAUCACUACCAGGAGUUUGGAGCCCUAUGCCUUAUAUGGGGAAAAGUUGAAGCAUGCAAAAGUAAUACACCAAAGCAGCAGGAAUUCUGCUGGAUCUCUGUCUUGCUUCAUGAGCAGUAAUGGUAGCGUAGUGAUUAUCAAGAGGCCUGGACUUGAUGGAGAUAUUGAAUCUAAUUCUACAACAGCAGCUGGAAUAUUUAAAUUCAGUUAAUUAGCUUGGUCUCAAAUAAAGAGCUAGUAUCAGUAAAACUGACCAGUGAUGACCAUCGCUAUUUACAUCUAAGGGGCCGCCCAUUAAGAUACACAUGUGACACAGUGGCUCGGCAGUUAGCACUGCUGCCUCACAGCACCAGGGACAUGGGUUUGAUUCUCCCCUUGGGCGACUGUCUGUGUGGAGUUUGCACCUUCUGCCUGUGUCUGCGUGGGUUUCCUCUGGAUGCUCUGGUUUCCUCCCACAGUCCAAAGAUGGGCAGAGUAGGUGGACUGGCCACGUUAAAUUGCCCAUAGUGUUCAAGGCUGUGUAGAUUAGGUGGUUAUAGGGAUGGGUCUGUGUGGGAUGCUCUGAGGGUCGGUAUAGAGUGUUGGGCCAAAGGGCCUGUUGCCACACUAGGCAUUCUAUGAUGAACAUUUUUGUCUCCCCACACAGGGAUGAGUCUUUGCAAUACUGUCUUGUCUCUAAAGACAGUGGAAGUUGCAACAGGUGAAAGUAUGUGGGGGUAGAUGGAAUGUUGAGUAAUCAUGUUUGCUGUGGUGUUGAAAGGAAGAAUGAAGCCAAGUGGCCUAAUUCUGCAACUUAUUUUGUAAAAUCCAAUCUGUUUCACUAAUGCUGUGGAGGGAACGGAAAUUCCCAACUUAAUGUAGGCUGUCCAUUGGCUCCAAACCAACAUUAAUAUGGUUGUCUCUUAGCUGCGCUCCAAUUUGGGCACGGUGGCUCAGUGGUUAGCACUGCAGCCUCACAGCACCAGGGACCCAGGUUCGAUUCCCACCUCGGGCGACUGUCUGUGUGGAGUUUGCACAUUCUCCCGGUGUCUGUGUGGGUUUCCUCCCACAGUCCAAAGAUGUGCAGGUUAGGUGGAUUGGCCAUGCUAAAUCGCCCCCAUAGUGUUCAGGGGUGUGUGGGUUAUACGGGGAUGGGUCUGGGUGGGAUGCUUCAAGGGGCGGUGUGGACUAGUUGGGCUCAAGGGACUGUUUCCACACUGUAGGGAAUCUAAUCUAAUCUUUAAAAAAACAGCCUCAUAAGCCACUCAGUUGUGAAGAAGGUAACUCAUCUUGAGAGAAGUCAGGGUUAGGGAUUGAUUACAGCAGAACUUGUAGGUGUGACAGUACUAUGGGUUAGUGUACUUUCUGAAGCCUGGGAGUAAAGCACCAAGCUACUGAUUUAGCAGCAAAGCCAUGUGCGAGUUUGAAAUUGGUGGCUCUAAUCUCUCUUAACCGGCUUCUAAGACUAGUAAGAUUUUCAAUGUUUUUAAAUGUUAUACCUCGUACUGAUAUCAGGCUUUUGUGCCCAGCAUAUUGAUCUCAUGAUCUUGGAUAACUUGUUGGCACAUGCGUAUGUCCCCUACCAUAGCAAGACAGUACACCUACUGAAGACUGCAGUACCAUCACCCUGAGAGCAAAAGAUUGCCUAGUUGUUUUUGGCAGGGUCAAAGCGAUCAGGAACCUUCAAAGGGGAGCAAAACGUGGCCUAAAACUAAGGCAACAGAGUUCUUACUUUCUGUUUUAAAUUGUCUGACAUUUUGUGAAUUGUCCUGUGGUGUACAGCUUUGGUUUCUUGAAGGAAUCUUGCAGCAUGUUCUUCACAGUAAUAAUUUAUCCACAAAAUACUCUUCUUUGUUUAAGGAAGGAGGGUGGAGAAACAUUCCCAUGAGGUGCCUGUGGUUUCUUUCUUGGAUCUGAUAUCUUUGUGGAGUUUGAGGUUAAGUAUGGUAAAGUUUACUAACUUCCUUGCCUUGGCUUGGCUCACAAUCAUAGCACUGUCUCCCCUUGCAAUUCAAUGCUGUCAAUUCAACUUAUGUCUCUUUUCCUGUUUAUGUACAAUACAUUUCAGCAGCUAGCUCUUGUCAAUGACUUGCAUUUAUAUAACUUUUUUAGUAACCUUAAGCUGUCUCUAAGCACUUUACAGCUAAUGAAAUACUUUGAAUAUAGUCACUUUUGUAAGGCAAGAGCAAGUAUGUACACCGCAAGCUCCCCAAAAAAAAGCACUGUGCUAAUGACCAAUGAAUCUAUUUUAGUGAUCUUGACUGAAGUGUAAAUAUUGACCAGGAUACCAAAAUAACACUUACUUUCCACCACCUUCAAAAUGAUAUCCCAUGGAAUCUCUUUCAAACGUCUGAGGAGACAGAGCCUGUUUAAUGUGUCAUCUGAAGAUACCACCUAAGUACUGCACUGGAGUGUGAACCCAGGUCUUUGAGCUCAAAUCCUGCAGUAGGCUUCAAACACACAAUCUGAAAACUCGUGAAGUGAACACGAUACCUUUUGAGGUACAGUUGACAAUCUAGAACAACUUCAACAUUUGACAUUUAAUCCUUCUUUGUUUCAGGUCAGAGGUCCGCAUUGUCAACAAUUUAUUUUGUCACUUUAAUGAUAAAACUGGUUAUUUUAUAUGUGUAAUUCUAUCAGUAAAUUGCAAUAGAAGUCAAAGCAAUAUUAUUGCAUAAAACCCAAAGCAGCAGCAUUCAUUAAUGUUAAAUACAGUUCCACCCCAACAACUUGCAGAUGGCCAUCAUUGGAGGUUUGGUAAUGACUGCCAAAAUGAUAUGAAAUUUACUGGAUAAUUUGAGCAACAGUCAUGCAAGUUAAAAUUAGCCACUAAAGGAAGACCCGUAUCUCGUAUUAUAUAUAACACAUGUUUAAAAUAUAAAUUAUGAAAUUAUUUGUUCUGAUGCUGGAAAUAGUCUUGGAAAAAUAGCUGCAAGUGCCCAGACCACCCUGCUUGUGAACAUGGUGAUUUGUCUGCACUUAAAAUACAUAAUCUUUCAAGAACAGUGCUUAUUGAAAGUGAACAAAAGUCCCAAUCACGUUAAUUCAUUGUAACAUAGAAAAUAAUUUUGCAGCUUUUAUGAAGUGUUCACAGUAUUUGGGUGCCACUGGCAAGGACAGUCUAAUCUCUUUAGGUCUUUCCCAAUUGCCCUGAAAAGGGGGUUUCUCAGAUUGCUGACCAUGUGGUCUAAGUACACCCAUAAUUCUGUGAAGGAGGGUGUACUGGAGUUUUUAAUCCAUUGGUGCAUAAUGUAUCUCUGACAACAUAAGAUUGAAAGUGAGUUCCAUACCAAAAGAUCUUGUGCAAAGAGUUUAUUAGGAAUAAUAUGGGAUAAACCAAAAAGGGUAUAUUACUUUGAGUUAAAUUAUUGGACCACAUUGACAAUUUUUAUUAUAUUGGGUGAGACACUAAUUACUCAAGUUAUCUUUGCAUUUAAAACACUAGAUACCUAAGCUAUUAUGAAUGAAAAUACACAUAACUAAUAUUAAGUCUACAUGUCUGUUGUUCUGAAAAGGGAUUUUAAUCAAUUAUUAUACACAUGGCAGUCUGAUAAGGGAUUGUUACCAAGAAAGGGCCAAGUAACUUUAUUAUAGAAGUGGACAAAGUGUGGAAUCCAGAGGGAUUACACCAAACAUUAGGAGGUGGUCCUUAGAUUUAGUAAGCAAUUGAGUUCUAAUAGCAUAGAGUGCUUCCAAAGCAGUGCUGCUAACAUGGCUUCUUUCUUCCAUAAUCAUGGUUUCCCAACUUCCCAUCCACCCUGUUGGCAACUGGGCCCUCAACCGCAUUUGACCUAUCACCCAUGCUUCUGCCAUUGCCUUCCCAUCGCUCACAAGUGUGAUUGAGUCCCCCUUGUUCUCACUUUUCAUCCCACCUCCACAUUCAAAAGAUCAUUCUCCACCAUUUCAGACAACUUUAACAGAAUGCCCUCACCAAACACGUCUUUCCCCCUUCACUCCCCCAUCUGCAUUUUGCAGGGAUCAUUCCCUUUGGAACACACUAACCCAUUCUCGACCACCAGCACCAUCCCCUUUCCCAUGUAACUGCCCCUUCACCUUCUCCCUGCUCACCAUCUAAGGGCCUAAACAGUCUUUCAGAUGAAGCAGCAUUUCACCCGUACCUCCUCCAAUCUGUGUAUUGUAUUCACUAUACUCAAUGAAGCCUACUCUACUAUGGAGAAACUAAAGGCAGACUGAGUGACUGCACAAGUAUGACCCCAACCUUCCUGUAGCUGGGCACUUUUUAACACCAUGUCUUGCUUGCAUGCCCACUUGUCUGUCCUCAGCAUGCACAGGGCUGACUGGAGGAGCAACAUCUGAUCUUAGAACUUGGCAGUUUACAACCUUCUAGGCUGAAGAUUGAGUUCAACACCUUCAAAUUGUGAAUCCAUUCCUUCCCUUUCUUUUAGCUUUGCUUGUUACAUCCUCUGUCACCCUCUCCCCAUCCUCCACACCAUUGGGACUGUCCGUUGCUUCCAGUAUGGCAAUUAGACACACCAUUGCAUUCUAAUCAUUUAAUCUGAACUAUCAACGUCCUUUCUUCACCAGCACUACAACACUAUGCCCUCCACACUUCAUUUUAACUGAUGAAGCCUGCUCUCUGUCCAUCAAUGCUGCCUGACCUGCUGUGAUUGCAGUACUUUUCUACAGUGAUCAAAUUGCUCAACUAACCAACUGAGUCUUCUAAAAGGUGUAUGGUUCAGCCAACUGCAGAAUUCCUAACUUGGAAACAGAGAAUCGCUUGGCCUGUAACCAGUGAACUGUCCCUCGUGACCUAUUGACAACUUUGCAAUCAUGAUAACAAGCCAUAGCAGCUGUUGUUGGAAUAUUUAUUGAUUUUUCAAAAACAAACUGCCUCAUUACUUGCUGGCUGACUGUUAGUGUUUGCAGAUAUCAAACUGUGUAAGCACAGGAAAUAGAUUGGAUGGGAAGCAGCCCUUUUCACAAAUAAAGUGCCUCUGGAAUA
This is a messenger RNA of Stegostoma tigrinum, 9135 nucleotides long. Its product is annotated as torsin-1A-like. Gene Ontology annotation, cellular component: endoplasmic reticulum lumen; nuclear envelope. Gene Ontology annotation, biological process: nuclear membrane organization; protein localization to nucleus. The record is from RefSeq and is a predicted model, not a curated record. Gene Ontology annotation, molecular function: ATP hydrolysis activity; kinesin binding; ATP binding. Bases 6 to 812 code for a protein of 268 amino acids. Lineage: Eukaryota; Metazoa; Chordata; Chondrichthyes; Orectolobiformes; Stegostomatidae. The transcript has 4 exons.